AUGGACAGAAGGUAGCUUAAACAAUGUUAUGUAAUGUCUCAACCUACCAUCUAUACAAACACUUAUACAUACAUUAACAUACAUGUCUGAAACCAUAUCGAUUCUUGAUAUUACACCUACCCCAUCUCCCCAUUCAACCAUCUCUCUUUAACCACUCCACAAUCCCCAAAUUCCCCUCAAUUUCCAAACCCUAAUGGCACCCCCAAUUCCCCAACCCGACCCGAAAACCAACCCGAUUGGAAGAACCGAAACCCCAGGUGGACCCACCUCAUCAUCUCUGUCUGUAACAGAGACGAUCAAUGGGUUUCAUGAUUUCAAGAUCAUGGGGUAUUCACUUUCUAAAGGAAUAGGCAUAGGGAAAUACAUAGCUUCUGAGACAUUUGAUGUGGGGGGUUAUUCUUGGGCUAUUUACUUUUACCCAGAUGGUAAAAGUCAUGAAGAUAACAGUGUGUAUGUUUCUUUGUUUAUUGCACUUGCUAGUGAAGGGAAUGAUGUUAGGGCUCUUUUUGAAUUGACCCUUAUGGAUCAGAGUGGGAAUGAGAGGCACAAGAUUCAUACACAUUUUGGGAGGCCUUUGGAAAGUGGGCCUUAUACACUUAAAUACAGAGGUAGCAUGUGGGGUUAUAAGCGGUUCUUCAGAAGAACAAAUCUGGAGACAUCAGACUACUUAAAAGACGAUUGCCUUCAAGUUCAUUGCUGCGUAGGGGUUGUCAAGUCUCACACUGAAGGUCCAAAAAUCUACUCCAUACCAGUGCCAGUGUCUGAUAUUGGUCAACAUUUUGGACAGCUAUUAGAAAGUGGAAAAGGAACUGAUGUUAAUAUUCAAGUAAAUGGAGAAAUCCUUGCUGCUCACAAGUUGGUGCUUGCAGCUCGCUCACCUGUAUUUAGGGCACAACUUUUUGGCCAGAUGAAAGACCAAAAUACGGAGUUCAUAAAUAUCGAGGAGAUGGAGGUUCCUGUUUUCAAGGCAUUGCUUCACUUUAUGUACUGGGAUUCACUUCCCGACUUUGAAGAGCUUACUGGUUUGAAAUCGCAAUGGGCUUCAACUGUGAUGUUCCAACAUCUGCUUGCAGCUGCUGACCAAUAUGGUCUAGAGAGGCUCAGAUUACUAUGUGAGGCUAGCCUCUGUGACGGUGUUUCUAUAGACACUGUCUCAACCACACUGGCCUUGGCUGAGCAGCACCACUGUUCCCAGCUGAAAUCUGUGUGUCUGAAAUUUGUUGCAAUGCCCAAGAACUUAAGAGCUGUAAUGCAAACCGAUGGUUUUGAUUAUCUAAAAGAGAGUUGUCCAUCUGUCCUGACCGAAUUAUUGGAGUAUGUAGCUAGGUUCAGUAAGCAUUCUGUUGUCAUCAACCGCAGUGGGAAUGAAGGUCUCUUGGAUGGCAGUGAUGUACAUGGCAGAAGGGUAAAACAAAGACUAUAUGAGAAUUUGUUGUGGGUGAAAAUUUUAACCAAUGAUCUGUAACAUAGUCUAGUGUUGAUCUAGAGUCAGGAAAGUUGAUUCAGCUCUUCUUUUCUUAUUAGAUGUAAAUUGGUUUUAAAAACUUUUUAGUAAUGAUGAACUUGAUGGAUUGCUCAAGAGUGUCAGAGUGUGUAAUAUCUGAUUGUGUAUGGGUUGUACUAUAAAAACUCCCAUCAGGGGAUGUAAUUCUGCACUCGUACAACCAAACCGGUUAUUGAAUUCUUCUGCUAAUCUUGUUCUCUGUUAAAAUGUUUUGAUUUCUGA
This is a messenger RNA of Daucus carota subsp. sativus, 1726 nucleotides long. Its product is annotated as BTB/POZ and MATH domain-containing protein 2. Gene Ontology annotation, molecular function: protein binding. The transcript has 4 exons. NCBI's taxonomy places the organism in Eukaryota, Viridiplantae, Streptophyta, Magnoliopsida, Apiales, Apiaceae. Gene Ontology annotation, biological process: protein ubiquitination. Bases 194 to 1465 code for a protein of 423 amino acids. The record is from RefSeq and is a predicted model, not a curated record.